Messenger RNA from Rhagoletis zephyria (snowberry fruit fly), 4763 nucleotides. RefSeq names its product adaptor protein complex 2, subunit alpha (gene AP-2alpha). Gene Ontology annotation, biological process: clathrin-dependent endocytosis; intracellular protein transport. The record is from RefSeq and is a predicted model, not a curated record. Gene Ontology annotation, cellular component: Golgi apparatus; AP-2 adaptor complex; membrane coat. Gene Ontology annotation, molecular function: clathrin-cargo adaptor activity. NCBI's taxonomy places the organism in Eukaryota, Metazoa, Arthropoda, Insecta, Diptera, Tephritidae.
CCCGAACUAAAAUCGAUUAAGAGAUAGGGGACUCUGGUUAAAAGAGAAAUGAAAUUAACACAAAAAGUGUGCAAAUGCAUUUAAAGACAUUAAAAUCAAGUGGUCUUCAGCAGUUGUGAGGGUGUUCGACUUUACCUUAAAACUCCAAUUAAAAGGGUUAUCGAUUUUUUUUUAUCUACGCAGUCCUUUUGACGACUCUUACAGCUGAGCUCCAUAUAAGAAGAAUAAUUUUACAUGUGGAAAAUUCUAUAUUUUUGGUGCAUAAAUGUUUUUUUUUUAUAUGAAAUCGAACAUUUGAAUUUUCGUAUUAUAAAUUAAUCUUAUAAUCUAUGUUUUUUAAAAAUUGAACUUUUGAACAUGUAAAUAUAUCCACUUAUAAUUUAAUUAUUGUGAACUUGCCUUUUAAUCUAGUUAUUAUUAUUGUCCUGAAAAGAUCGAGUUGAGCGCACAGUAAAUCACUGCAUUAAAUUAUCAUCGAGUCAUCAGUGUCGAAGUCAAAAAGUCACCCCACUGCAAGUCAGAAGCCUUUUUAUCUGCCACCAUUGCCGUUGUUGCUCUUAUUAGCGUUCAGUGUAAGUGCGGACGAUUUCGUUAUUUUAAAAAUUUGCGUCCACAAACGGGUGUUUGUUUUGUGUAAACUAUCUGAGUGUUUAUCCGCCGAUAUAUACGUCGGCGGCGAAGUCACUUUGUAGCAGUAUCCGGCGAGCUUCACAUCCACAUUUAGCAGUAAGAUCAGUGCUGGAGAGGGCUACGUCAUUACCAGUAAUCGCGGUGUAAUUGUGUGGUAAACACAAAGCAAACGAUUUCUUAUCUCUUCGGCCUUGCAGAAAAGCAUCGAAAAUUAAUAAAUUAACAACUAUGGCACCUGUGCGGGGGGACGGCAUGAGAGGCCUGGCGGUUUUUAUAUCGGAUAUAAGAAACUGUAAAAGUAAAGAGGCCGAAGUGAAGCGCAUUAAUAAGGAACUCGCCAACAUUCGCAGUAAGUUCAAAGGCGAUAAAACACUCGAUGGCUAUCAAAAGAAGAAAUAUGUGUGCAAGCUGUUGUUUAUUUUUCUACUGGGGCACGACAUCGACUUUGGGCACAUGGAGGCGGUCAAUUUACUCUCUUCGAACAAAUAUUCUGAAAAACAAAUUGGUUAUCUAUUCAUUUCGGUUUUGGUAAACACUAAUAGCGAUUUGAUACGCUUGAUUAUACAGUCAAUCAAAAAUGACUUGCAAUCGCGCAAUCCUGUACAUGUGAACUUGGCUUUGCAGUGUAUCGCUAAUAUUGGCAGCCGGGAUAUGGCGGAGUCUUUCUCGAAUGAGAUACCAAAAUUAUUGGUAUCGGGUGAUACAAUGGAUGUUGUUAAGCAAUCAGCUGCACUUUGUCUUCUUCGUCUGUUCCGUUCCAGUCCUGACAUAAUACCAGGAGGAGAAUGGACUUCCCGUAUUAUACAUUUGCUCAACGAUCAGCACAUGGGUGUGGUAACUGCUGCUACUUCAUUAAUUGAUGCGCUUGUUAAGCGCAAUCCAGAGGAGUACAAGGGUUGUGUUAAUCUGGCCGUGUCUCGUCUCUCACGCAUUGUCACUGCCAGCUACACGGAUUUGCAGGAUUACACAUACUAUUUUGUCCCAGCGCCGUGGUUGUCUGUGAAACUUCUGCGCUUGCUGCAGAACUAUAAUCCAGUAACAGAAGAGCCGGGAGUGCGUGCGCGGUUAAAUGAAACACUCGAAACUAUUCUGAAUAAGGCGCAAGAGCCACCGAAGAGUAAAAAGGUCCAACAUUCAAAUGCCAAGAAUGCAGUUUUGUUCGAGGCUAUCAAUUUAAUCAUUCAUAGCGACAGUGAGCCAAAUUUGUUGGUGCGUGCUUGCAAUCAACUUGGACAAUUUUUGAGUAAUCGUGAGACAAAUUUACGUUAUUUGGCUUUGGAGUCAAUGUGCCAUUUGGCCACAUCGGAGUUCUCACAUGAAGAGGUGAAAAAGCAUCAGGAAGUUGUCAUCUUGUCUAUGAAGAUGGAGAAGGAUGUUUCGGUGCGCCAAAUGGCCGUGGAUCUGUUGUAUGCGAUGUGCGAUCGAGGCAAUGCUGAGGAAAUCGUGCAAGAAAUGCUGAACUACUUGGAGACGGCUGAUUACUCCAUACGCGAGGAAAUGGUGCUAAAAGUAGCAAUUUUAGCAGAAAAAUACGCCACUGAUUACACUUGGUACGUGGAUGUCAUUCUCAAUCUGAUUCGUAUUGCUGGCGAUUAUGUUUCAGAGGAAGUCUGGUAUCGCGUUAUACAAAUCGUUAUCAAUCGAGAGGAAGUACAAGGUUAUGCAGCAAAAACUGUAUUUGAAGCUUUGCAAGCACCGGCUUGUCAUGAAAAUAUGGUCAAAGUAGGCGGAUACAUAUUAGGCGAAUUUGGCAAUCUUAUCGCUGGAGACUCACGUUCCGCUCCACUCGUACAAUUUAAAUUGCUACACUCGAAAUAUCAUCUUUGCUCACCUAUGACUCGCGCACUCUUGCUAUCGACUUAUAUCAAAUUCAUAAAUCUAUUUCCCGAGAUACGUACCAAUAUUCAAGAAGUGUUCCGACAACAUAGUAAUUUACGCUCCGCAGACGCUGAGUUGCAACAACGUGCCAGCGAAUAUUUGCAGUUGAGCAUUGUAGCGUCAACUGAUGUGUUGGCCACUGUAUUAGAGGAGAUGCCGUCAUUCCCCGAGCGUGAAAGCUCGAUACUGGCUGUUUUAAAGAAAAAAAAACCUGGACGUGUGCCCGAAAAUGAGAUUCGAGAGUCGAAGAGUCCAGCCCCAAAUGCGGUGGUGCAAAAUAAUGUCCUUGUAAAUCAUAAGUUGAAUAGUAGUGCCAACGCAGACUUGUUAGGUUUGAGCACACCGCCAGCUGGCUUAAAUAACCAGGGUAGUAGCACUUUAAUCGACGUGUUGGGUGAUUUCUACGGCAAUAAUAAUGCGGCGACUUGCAACACCAAGAAGUUCCUCUUCAAGAAUAAUGGAGUACUUUUCGAAAAUGAAAUGCUGCAAAUUGGUGUGAAGAGUGAGUUCCGGCAAAACCUUGGACGUUUGGGGCUUUUUUAUGGCAACAAAACACAAAUACCGUUGAUGAAUUUUAUGCCAGUACUUCAGUGGAGUCCAGAGGAUGCACUUAAGCUUAGUGUACAGGUAAAACCAGUAGAUCCCACACUGGAUGCUGGGGCACAAAUACAGCAGUUACUUACAGCUGAAUGUAUUGAGGAUUAUGCGGAUACACCUACCCUUGAAGUGAAUUUCCGUUAUAAGAAUGUGCCACAGAAAUUCUGCAUUAAAUUGCCACUGACAUUAAAUAAGUUUUUCGAACCAACAGAAAUGAAUGCGGAAUCGUUUUUCGCACGAUGGAAAAAUUUGGGAGGCGAGCAACAAAGGGCUCAAAAGGUAUUUAAGGCCCAACAGCCCCUUGAUCUGCCCGGUGCACGCAAUAAGCUGAUGGGCUUUGGCAUGCAACUAUUAGACAGUGUCGACCCCAAUCCCGAUAAUAUGGUGUGUGCAGGUAUUAUACACACACAAACGCAGCAAGUGGGCUGUUUGCUACGGUUGGAGCCAAAUAAACAAGCACAGAUGUUUCGACUAACCAUUCGCGCUAGCAAAGAGGCUGUCACCCGCGAAAUGUGUGAGCUUCUUACGGAUCAGUUUUAAGAAAAUAAGGAGCCACGAACACCUUAGUUUAGGUUGAAAAAGUGAAUAUUAAAAGAAAAAAGAACAACGUAGCUGGAUUGUGUAAGAGACUUGAACGCUUCAAUAAGAAUCAGGUUCUUAUGGUCAUACAAAAAAAGCAAAGAAAAAUCUAUUGAAAAAUAACUAUUAUAUCAUAUUUAGCACAAUUCGCAAAUCUAAAGGUUUACCAAAAAAAAACUUUAUGAUUAAAUUAACUAAAACUUAAAAUUUAUGAACAAUUGAAUAGCUUUUGCAAUACACUAGCAUAACAAAUCUUUUGAAAAUAGUGUUGCCAGAUUUGAGAAUUUCGUUUUCUUGAAUGUAUGUGAAAAUUUAAAAGUGUAAUGAAUUUACGCUUAUUCGUUUCAACUAGCUAGAUCUACAAUUGAGUGAUUAAAGUACAUGUUUUCCCUUUCAAAGCACAACAAAAAAUAAACACUACAAAGUUUGUUCGUUUAGACUUAAAAUGGGAACAAAAGUAUAUUGAAAAUGCAUUGAGAAGGUUUAAAGACGUACAACGUGAGUGGAAAAGUAUUAAAAAUAAAACAAUCUUUACAUAAGUCCAUAAAGAAUCAUGAUGUAAGUUAUAACUUGUAUAUUCAAACUUACUUUAUACAUAUGUAUGUGAAAAGGGAAAUCAAUAUAAUUAUUGCUAGGUUAAUUUAUUGCAAAAGUGAGACGAAUUGUAAAAAGGCAAAACAUCCAUGCUUUGACAGAGAAAAGUGAAAUUAUUCUAUCUAGUAAACUGGUUUAGCGGGUCGGAUCGUUGCUUGAAGCUAAGGAAUAUGACGAGUAGCUUUUGAGCAAAAUACAAAUCCAUGAAAAGCCUUUUUUUAUUUAGUUCAAGUUUCUUUUGAUAAAAAAACUGUAUAUACCCUUUUUAAAUCAGUUCAUUAUACUUAGUAUAAAUAGCUAAUAAGGGGACUGUUGCAGUAAAUAUCUGACAAAAUUUCAUUAUCGUUGUCAUUACCAAUAAAACAGUAAUAAUGUUCUAUUCAAUACUACAAUGCAAGAAUAUGCAUGUUGUAAAAGAAUUUAAAUAAUCUCAUACAAGAAAUAAUAAAUAUACAAAUAAAAUUAAAACUCAUGAAUUUGUUGAA